This is a messenger RNA of Opisthocomus hoazin, 2346 nucleotides long. The record is from RefSeq and is a predicted model, not a curated record. NCBI's taxonomy places the organism in Eukaryota, Metazoa, Chordata, Aves, Opisthocomiformes, Opisthocomidae.
AUGCGUAUGGAGAGCAGAGCUCGUGGGGGGCACCACAGAGUAGCUGUCCGAGGGGUUGCCCUGACUGGGGACGUGGCGGUCCUGCAGGAGCACCUGGAGCACGUCACCUUCUGCAGCGCCGAGCAGGAGCGCUGCCCGCACUGCCAGGGCCCCGCCGACCCGCUGCUGCUCAAGCUGCUGCGCCUGGCCCAGCUCUGCACCGAGUACCUGCUGCACUCCCAGGAGUACCUCAGCGCCCAGCUCUGCGGCCUGGAGGAGGCCCUGCGGGAGGCCCAGGCCCAGCGCGACCAGCUGGGCAAGGAGGUGGCCCAGCACUUGCAGGAGAUCAAGGAGCUCAAGGAGGAGUGCCGCCGGAGGAAGAGGAUGAUCGGCACCCAGCAGCUGAUGCUGGAGGCCCAGGCCCAAGCCAUCUACCACCAGUGUCAGUUUUGUGAAAAGGCUUUUGUGAACUAUUCCUUUUUACAAAGUCACAUGCAAAGGCGUCAUCCGGAAGAAUCUCGGAUUGAGCAGAAGAGGAAAGCAGAGACAGACAAAUUGCAGGAUGAGUUUGAUAAACUGAAGGAUCAGUUGCAACUUGUCAAGUCCCAGUUAGAGGCUGAGCAACAGGCUAAUAUGGCCAGGUUUUAUAAGAAAUGCGAACAGCAAAAAUCAAAAGAAGAAGAAAUUCUGCAAUCAUUUCAUAAAUGGAAAGAGGAGGAAAAAGAGAAAUGGGCUGAUGAAGUAGGAAAAGUGAAAGAGAUGUUUAUGAAAGAGCUUAAGGAGUUAUCUUCAAGAAAUUCAACUUUAGAAAGUAAACUGUUAGAAUUACAGAAGUCCAAUAUGCAGCAAAAAUCCAAUUUAGGGACACUGAAAGACAGCGAAGAAUUUACAGAAGAGAAACCUCAGAGUCCUCAGGACUCAGGACAGAGUGUGGUUAAACUUCUUGAAAAACAGGAAAGUAAGUGGACGUCUAGAAUACAAGCCCUUCGUCAUGACCAUGAGACAGAAAGGUCCCUGCUACUGUCACAGAUUGAGAAACUUAAAUCAUCAGUGAGAGAAGACCUGAAUAAAAAUAACACCUUUUACACGAGGCAGAUAGAAGAAUUGGGGCAGAGGCUUCAGGAGCAGAACGAUCUGAUUAUUACUCAGAAGCAGCAGAUAAAAGAAUUGUCCACAAGAUCAGUUGCAAGCAUUAAACCAUGUGAUGUGAACACUACUGUAAAGCAUCUUGAAGAAUCUAAACCAAGUCUACCAUUGAUGCAUGAAAUUGAGAAAGGUCAUCAUAAAACAGGUAGCAGUAACCAGCAUUUAAUAAAUGCUUUGAAGACUGAUCCUUCUAUAACUAAAGACUUACGAGUUGUUUUCGAGCAAGCCCUGGAGGAGAAGCUGGAAUCCAUGGGAAUUAAGGUAGGUGUUCGCGGUAUCCCAAAGCAUCGCUUAAAUAAAAUUUUGCGUGCCAUUGAAUCUGCUAGAGAAUGCAAACAGAAGCAAGAGCCUGACAUUCAGCGAAUUCGAGAGCAUCUUGAACGCCAAGUUAGCUUUAGGGUUGAAGAGAAAUCAUCAUCUUGUAAUAGACCUGUUUCCUGUCCUCAGCUUCCUUCAGAAGAUAAACAGACGUUCAGUCAAUUGGGAAUUUCCUCAUCCACCAGACCACGAAAACCAGUAAAACGAUCUUCAACAGCUGUCCGCCCAGCUGAACAGAGAACAGCCAUCGAUGAGAAUACAUCUACACCAAAGAAGCUUUUUGGAAAUGGAGUUUCCAGAAAGACAUCUAGUAUCACAACACCACCAUUCAGUUCAGAGGAAGAACCAGAUGAAGACGAUACUAAGCAGUCUUCCACACCACCAGAAUUACUGCAAAAGCAGUCAGAAACAUCAGGCAGCCAAGUCAGUGCUUCUCAGAAGGCUUCUGGCAAAAGCGAUGUAGAUGGGAUGGAGGAAAACAAAGUUGAAACUGGAACACCUGCGAAAACUUCAGAAGGAACAGUUAUUCAAAAACUGACUGAACAAGUUGGAAAGAGUCUUUCUAACCAUGGAAACGGGAACAAACCAGCUGGAGGAAUUGAUGUUGCACAGGCAUUUAUUAAGAAAGAAGAGGUGCAAGAACUGAAGUUAACAGAUGUUGAUGACGAUGAUUGGGAUAUAUCAUCAAUAGAAGAGGAAUUUUUUCUGACGAAAGAUGGUAGAGGUCAGAAGGCAUCGGCAGUUCAGAAAAAUGAGUCAAAUGCUGCAUCCGUGGUACAGACCCGGGGUCUUCCGAAGAGAAGUGCACCGAAGGAGGAAGGCCUUCAUGAAGCUGAUAACACGAACACGCUAAAAAGCAGCUUAGUCACCAUCACAGACUGGAGUGAUUCUUCAGACAUAUAA